Molecule: messenger RNA, 1090 nt
Organism: Onychostoma macrolepis
Lineage: Eukaryota; Metazoa; Chordata; Actinopteri; Cypriniformes; Cyprinidae
Exons: 5
Coding region: 162-959 (265 amino acids)
Source: RefSeq, a predicted model, not a curated record
CGAAGAUUUUCAAGUACUACUUAAGUUAUGAUGGUUUUGGAAUACGGUCCGCAAAUCUAAGAUGAUUCGUGCGAUCGUUUUUACGAUCAAUUUAAACUUACGAUGCUUUUGGGAAACGCAGCCCAGGUGUGUUUGGUGCUGAAGAAAUUACAGUGUCUGUGAUGGAGGGAGAUUGUGUCACUCUGCACACUGGUGUUAAAACAAACCAACAAGACAGAUUGAGAUGGUAUUUUAAUGACAUUCGCAUCGCUCAAAUCACUGGAGAUCUUAGUAAGACCUGUAAAGAUGUUCAGUGUGAUGGGAAAUUCAGAGACAGACUGCAGCUGGACAAUCAGACUGGAUCUCUGACCAUCACAAACAUAAUGACCUCAGAUGCUGGACAUUAUAAACUGAAGAUUUUAGGCAGCCCCAGCAGUGAAAAGAUCUUCAAUGUUACUGUUCAUGAUCACAAGAAGACAGUGCCAGUGAAGGAGAGAGAAUCAGUCACUUUAUGUACUGGUGUAGUAAAUCAAGAUGAUUUGAUGACAUGGUAUUUUAAUGACAUUCUCGUCGCUGAAAUCACUGGACAUAAUAAGAUCUGUACAGAUGUUCAGUGUAAAGAUGGUGAUGAGAGAUUCAGAGAAAGAGUGAAGCUGAACAAUCAGACUGGAUCUCUGAUCAUCACAAACACCAGAACCACAGACUCUGGAGUUUAUAAACUACACAUCAACAGCAGCAGCAGUGUCAUUAUUAGGAGCUUCAGCGUUACUGUCACUGCACGGGAUCUAAUUUUACAUGAUAUGAAAGCAGUAUUUGUGAGUGCAAUCCUGUUGCCACUAGCCGUGGCUGCUGCUGUUUGUUUGAUUUGCUGUCUCUCCAGAAAGCAUAAACAAAGAAAAAAACAAAAGUGUUCCACUGCAAACAGAAGAAAUGACUCUGAUGAGACAGACACGAUAAGGUUUUCAUCAGCUACAGUAUGAAGGAAAAGGAGCUCUAGAUGUGUUUGAUAUCGACUCUUGUGCUCACAUUGAUCUAUAGAUCAACCCUGGUGCUUAUUUGAACAUCUAAGGUAAAUCUAAUACGUAGUGAUUCAUGACCGCAGAUGGAGCAG